CAUCAUUCCAGCCCUGGCUGUGGAUCUCAGCCCUGCUUUGCUUUCUGCAGCAAGUGAAGCUGGAGGAGUUUGGGAGGCCGAAGAUCGACGGGGAGCUGAAGGUGCGCUCCAUAGUCAACCACACCAAGCAGGACAGGUAUUUAUUUUUGUUUGAUAAAGUGGUGAUCGUCUGCAAAAGGAAAGGAUACAAUUACGAGCUGAAAGAAAUUAUUGAGCUGCUCUUCCACAAGAUGACUGAUGACCCCAUGAAUAACAAGGACAUUAAGAAGGUAGGUGGACCAAGGAUUGGCUCUGCUGGAGAGCAUUUUGGAACUGUUUCAGGGUAGUAUGUUCCCAUUAGCCUUUUAAAGUAGAAACAGUGCUUGCAAAAAAAGCUGGAAAAUAAAUGCUCAUCUUUCAAGGCAGCCUUACAGAGCUUUGGGAAAUGUUUAUUAAUGUGGGGCUGGGCUGGAUCCUUGACCUCUCUGUUCUUGCAAAACAGCCCUGAGGAGGCUG
Messenger RNA from Lepidothrix coronata (blue-crowned manakin), 495 nucleotides. Its product is annotated as guanine nucleotide exchange factor VAV2-like. Gene Ontology annotation, molecular function: guanyl-nucleotide exchange factor activity. The record is from RefSeq and is a predicted model, not a curated record. The annotation marks the transcript as partial. The transcript is spliced from 2 exons. Gene Ontology annotation, biological process: regulation of GTPase activity; cell migration. Lineage: Eukaryota; Metazoa; Chordata; Aves; Passeriformes; Pipridae. Gene Ontology annotation, cellular component: cytoplasm.